This is a messenger RNA of Galeopterus variegatus (Sunda flying lemur), 2549 nucleotides long. It is a transcript of the gene PPP2R5A, whose product is annotated as protein phosphatase 2, regulatory subunit B', alpha. The transcript has 12 exons. Bases 119 to 1486 code for a protein of 455 amino acids. Gene Ontology annotation, molecular function: protein phosphatase activator activity. Lineage: Eukaryota; Metazoa; Chordata; Mammalia; Dermoptera; Cynocephalidae. Gene Ontology annotation, cellular component: protein phosphatase type 2A complex; cytosol; nucleus. Gene Ontology annotation, biological process: protein dephosphorylation; signal transduction. The record is from RefSeq and is a predicted model, not a curated record.
GGCCGGAGAGCAGGGGCGCGAGCUCUCUGCGCCUCUCCCCCGCCUCCUCCUGCCGUCACCGCCGCUGCCCGUGCGGUGCAAGCAGCAGCCGGAGCUGCCAAGCGCCAGGGCCGCGGAGAUGUCGUCGUCGUCGCCGCCGGCGGGGGCUGCCAGCGCCGCCAUCUCGGCCUCGGAGAAAGUGGACGGCUUCACCCGGAAAUCGGUGCGCAAGGCGCUGAGGCAGAAGCGCUCCCAGGGCUCGUCGCAGUUCCGCAGCCAGGGCAGCCAGGCGGAGCUGCACCCCUUGCCCCAGCUCAAAGAUGCCACUUCAAAUGAACAACAAGAACUCUUCUGUCAGAAGCUGCAGCAGUGUUGUAUACUGUUUGAUUUCAUGGACUCUGUUUCAGACUUGAAGAGCAAAGAAAUAAAAAGAGCAACACUGAAUGAACUGGUUGAGUAUGUUUCAACUAAUCGUGGUGUAAUUGUUGAAUCAGCGUAUUCUGAUAUAGUAAAAAUGAUCAGUGCUAAUAUCUUCCGUACGCUUCCUCCAAGUGAUAAUCCAGAUUUUGAUCCAGAAGAGGAUGAACCCACACUUGAGGCCUCUUGGCCUCACAUUCAACUCCUGGAGCUUUUUGAUAGUGAAGAUCCCAGAGAACGUGACUUCCUGAAGACUGUUCUGCAUCGAAUUUAUGGAAAGUUUCUUGGAUUAAGAGCAUUCAUCAGAAAACAAAUUAACAACAUUUUCCUCAGGUUUAUAUAUGAAACAGAACAUUUCAAUGGUGUUGCUGAACUCCUUGAAAUAUUAGGAAGUAUUAUCAAUGGCUUUGCACUGCCACUGAAAGCAGAACAUAAACAAUUUCUAAUGAAGGUUCUUAUUCCUAUGCAUACUGCAAAAGGAUUAGCUUUGUUUCAUGCUCAGCUAGCAUACUGUGUUGUACAGUUCCUGGAGAAAGAUACAACACUAACAGAACCAGUGAUCAGAGGACUGCUGAAAUUUUGGCCAAAAACAUGUAGUCAGAAAGAGGUGAUGUUUUUAGGAGAAAUUGAAGAAAUCUUAGAUGUCAUUGAACCAACACAGUUCAAAAAAAUUGAAGAGCCACUUUUUAAGCAGAUAUCCAAAUGUGUUUCCAGUUCUCAUUUCCAGGUUGCAGAAAGAGCAUUGUACUUCUGGAAUAAUGAAUAUAUCCUUAGCUUGAUUGAGGAGAAUAUUGAUAAAAUUCUGCCAAUUAUGUUUGCCAGUUUGUACAAAAUUUCCAAAGAACACUGGAAUCCGACCAUUGUAGCAUUGGUAUACAAUGUGCUGAAAACCCUAAUGGAAAUGAAUGGCAAGCUUUUUGAUGACCUUACUAGCUCAUACAAAGCUGAAAGACAGAGAGAGAAAAAGAAGGAAUUGGAACGUGAAGAAUUAUGGAAAAAACUAGAGGAGCUAAAGCUAAAGAAAGCUCUAGAAAAACAGAACAGUGCUUACAACAUGCACAGUAUUCUCAGCAAUACAAGUGCCGAAUAAAAAAAAGCCUACCGCCUUUGCUGGAUAGGCAGUUUUGUACACUUUUUGAAAUAUGUAAAAAUUGCAAAACAAACCUCAUCAGUAUAAUUAAAAGGCCAAUUUUUUUCCUGGCAACUGUAAAUGAAAAAAAUAUAUGGACUAAACAUAGCCCUGUGCUGUAUCAUGGCCACAGUAUAUUGUAACCUUUGUCUAAUCGUUGAUUUAUUGUGUCACUUCUGAAGUUUCACAAAAAUGAAUGAAUUUUAUCAUCUAUGAGUGAGAUAAUUAUGGGAGUGGUAAGAAUUAUGACUUGAACUCUUUUUUGAUUGUGUUGCACAUAGACAUAGUCCGCUCUGUAUAUUUUUCCCUUUUAUAAUGUGCUUUUCACAUUGCUGCAGACCUUAGUUACAUCCUAGGAAAAAGAAUACUUCCUGAAACAAAACUAAGGUAUCCCUAUUCUUUUCUGUCUGUCUCUCCCAGAAAUAUGAUGGGAAUUAUCUAUCCGAAGCCCUCCCUCAAUAAAGAUAUUACUUUACUUUGGAAUUUGAGUAAAACCUUAAGUCUCCAGGCUUUUUAAAGCACAAAAUAUAAAUAAAAGCUGGGAAAGUAAACCACAAUUCUUCACAUUGUUCCUCAUGAAUAUCCCCUUUCAUCUGCAACUCCCCAGAGUGAUGAACACAGAUCGAUAGAGGCAGCUCAGGUGAACACCUUGCUCGCCUCUCAAUUCAUUCCUCCUCCUCUUGAAGGCUGAAAGCAGGGCCUUUCCAGUCCUCACAACCUGCCAUUCCCCGAGUCCCUCCUGACCCAGGGAUGAAGCUUUGAGUACCACAGUGUGGUGAUGCAGAGCGCUAGUUGUCACUGCCUGGCUUUAUUUAAAGAAAUGCUUCCUCUGUAGAGUUCUGGGAAAGUUGACUAUAUGGAGGUCCUAUAUGUUUUUACUUGGUCAAGUAUUCCUCACAUCUUUUGUUACCAGAGUACCAUUCCAAUCUCUUAACUUGCAGUUGUGUGGGAAACUUUUGUAAUGAUAGAUCUUCACUGGGGAUUGAGCAGCAUUUAAUAAAGUCUAUGUUUGUAUUUUGCCUUA